AUGGACGCAGACGGGAUGGAAAGGCCCGCGAAGAAAGCAAAGCUUGGAUUGCAUACAGAUGCUUCGAGUUCCGUGGCGAAUGAAAGCUCUCUCAUUACCGAGAGGAGGGUCAGCGAAGAUUCAGAAAUAUCUGAUGAAGAAGAAGAGCAGAGGGGCCCAAGGCGGAGGGCUGAGCCGCCUAGGGCGUCGGACAUGUACCUUGACACAAUAAACAGAGCCGUCCUUGAUUUUGAUUUCGAAAAAGUAUGCUCUGUCUCCCUCUCCAAUAUAAACAUCUAUGGUUGCCUUGUGUGCGGGAAGUACUUCCAGGGACGAGGUCGUAAUUCUUACGCGUACGCCCACGCCAUACAUGAAGAUCAUCAUGUAUUCAUCAAUCUGGAAUCAACGAAGGUCUAUGUCCUCCCCGACGGAUACCUAGUAUCAGACCCAUCCCUAGAGGAUAUAUCGUUCGUUCUCGCGCCUUCCUUCACAUCUGCUUCAAUAGAAGGGCUCUCAUCACCCUCAUUCAUUCAAAAACCGUCAUAUGACCUGUCUUCCAAGCCAUACAUUCCUGGAUAUAUCGGCCUAAAUGAUAUCAAGCGAAACGAUUACAUGAAUGUCAUUAUACAUUCACUACUUCAUGUCCAGCCUCUACGUGACCAUCUGUUAAUUUCUAACUUCCACGGAAAGGAGUCUGAGUUGUUAAAGCGUUUUGCCAGUCUUGCGAAGAAGGUGUGGAACCCUAGGCUUUUCAAGAGCCAAGUCAGUCCGCACGAGUUUCUGCAGGAGGUAGGCAGAGCAAGUGCGGGUAAGUUCAGUCUUGGAAGUCAAGGCGAUCCAGUAGAAUUCCUGGGGUGGUUGCUAAACCGUCUGCAUAAGGACAUGGGCGGGACAAAGAAGAAGAACUCUAGUACGUGUUCCAUCUACUUGGCUGUUCUAGACUCGCGAGAGCCUGCCUGUGCUAAGGAUCGAGUUCGCACAGGUGUCAUUUUCUCCACGUUUCAGGGUCAAGUACGGAUGGAGACGCAGCAAGUCGUUGUGCGUCCCGAUCUUGGUGAUAAUGAGAAGCCGAGAUUUGAUAUCGACCGAGAGAUCAAAUCAACGGUCUCGCCGUUCCUAUUCUUGGCCGUCGAUCUGCCACCGCCACCGUUAUUCCAAGAUGCAGUAGAGAAGAAUAUCAUUCCGCAAGUCGGAAUAUACUCAGUGCUUACCAAGUAUGACGGCCGUACCACACAGGAGUCGGCCGGUCAAUUGAGACGGUUCAAAUGCCAGCAAUUACCUCCCUACGUCAUAUUGAACUUCAAGCGGUUCACCAAGAAUAUUUUCGUGGAAGAGAAAAAUCCCACUAUAGUGAAUUUCCCGCUGCGAGGACUUGAUCUCCGUGAAUUCCUUGAUGCACCACCUUCCCACUCGCCCACUCUAUAUGAUUUAAUCGCGAAUGUCACGCACGAGUCAGCAGCGGGUACCACUCAUGAUAAGGAGACCACAGUUUGGAAAGUUCAUCUCCGCGCUGGUGGGGGAGGCGGUGACACGGAGAAAUGGUUCCAAAUUCAGGAUCUGAUUGUGGAAGAAAUCAGGAAGGAGAUGAUUUUUUUGGGUGAAACCGUGUUACAGAUAUGGGAACGAAGGCCGGUGUUGUCGAAGACGAAUGUGACAAUUCAGGAUGAGUCUAAGAUGCAUGUCGACCGUUAG
This is a messenger RNA of Fibroporia radiculosa, 1671 nucleotides long. RefSeq lists its product as uncharacterized. Gene Ontology annotation, biological process: protein deubiquitination; mRNA processing; spliceosomal complex assembly. Bases 1 to 1671 code for a protein of 556 amino acids. The record is from RefSeq and is a predicted model, not a curated record. NCBI's taxonomy places the organism in Eukaryota, Fungi, Basidiomycota, Agaricomycetes, Polyporales, Fibroporiaceae. The transcript is spliced from 7 exons. Gene Ontology annotation, molecular function: zinc ion binding; cysteine-type deubiquitinase activity.